Physella acuta is the source of this 2706-nucleotide messenger RNA. Its product is annotated as caspase-3. The record is from RefSeq and is a predicted model, not a curated record. Gene Ontology annotation, molecular function: cysteine-type endopeptidase activity. Gene Ontology annotation, cellular component: cytoplasm. NCBI's taxonomy places the organism in Eukaryota, Metazoa, Mollusca, Gastropoda, Physidae. Gene Ontology annotation, biological process: proteolysis; apoptotic process; positive regulation of neuron apoptotic process.
UUUAUGAUGAUGUAGGCUUGGCUAUGGCUUAUUCAAAGUAUCUAGUGCUCUGUGUCUGAACAGUUUUUUUAGUCCUAGUUUACUAACUUAAUUGAAUUCUUAUUGCUUACAAAGUAAAAAGUUACCAUGUCUGUAACUGAUGGAGCCAGUGGAGGGCUUGUUUCCGAGGAGGUGGGACCCAUGACUCAACAAUUGUCCAGCCAACCCCUUCCUUGUUAUUCCUACAAAAUGAACUACCCAAGAAGGGGGACUGCAAUGAUCAUCAACAAUGAAAGAUUUACAAAUAAUCUACCACAGAGAACAGGAUCCAGCUUAGAUGCAGACAGAUUAUACUCACUUUUUAAUCUCUUGAAGUUUGAAAAAAUCAUCCAGCUAGAUGACUUGAGAGUGGAAGAAAUGAAAAAUGAGCUUACUAAAAUUGCUCAAGCUGACCACUCCAACAGUAGCUGUUUUGUAUGUGCCAUUUUGACUCAUGGCGAAGAAGGUUACCUCUAUGGUACUGACGACAAGCUGAAUGUUGGGGAUCUGUUAGCACCUUUUAAGGGUAACAGAUGCAAAUCCCUUGCGGGCAAACCAAAAAUAUUUAUUUUACAGGCUUGCAGAGGAGAUGACCUGGAUGAUGGAGUAAGCACUGGGGAUUCAGGAUUUGAUGCUAGUGAUGCAGGGGUUUUUGACACUCCAAUGCAAGAAUUUGAGGAAGACAUUGACGAGAGGAAAAUACCAGUUGAAGCUGAUUUCCUCCUGGCGUAUUCAGUUGUCCCAGGAUAUUAUUCUUGGAGGAAUCCAGACACAGGCUCCUUCUUUAUUUCUGCAAUAGAUGAAGUUUUUAGAGAAAACUGGCGCAAGCUGGAUCUUCUAACCAUGUUUACCCGAGUCAACUAUAAAGUCGCUCAUGAUUUUGAAUCUUUAACCAGGGAUGCAAACCGUUUAAAAAAGAAACAAAUGCCUAGUAUUACUUCUAUGUUGACAAAAGAUGUGUUUUUUUGAAGUUGAAUAGUGUAGCAUUGGAUUCAAAGAAAUUAGUAAAAGGAUAUUAGAGCAGAUAUUUUUUUUGUAAUCUCAUUUACACAAAAACGCUAGAAAUUUAGGCUAGGUAUACUAUUAAUUGCGUCAAAUUAUUCAAAUAUAGGCUCAGGUAAUGUUUUAAGUGCAACUAUGUAACGUUUACGAGCUAAUUGCUAAAUUUGAUUUAAAAUUGUCUGUUUCUUGUUUUCUGUUUGUUAGAUUGUUAAAGCUGCUGUAUUUAUUUAUUUCCAAUCAUUAGUCUUGUGUUUAUGAAUAGAAAAGCUAUUUUAAUUAAAAGAAAUGGUUAUCAUUGGAUAAUUUACAGGAACUACUGUUAAAAAAAAAAGCCAGUACUUGAACCUUCUUAGUAAAUUAAAUGCAAAAUUAACUGUAAACAAUUUUUUAAAAGUAUUAUAAUUUAAAUGCUAAUAUUUCAUUACUUGAGGGGGGGGGUGUGACCAGAAAUUGUGUGUAAGCCUUGAAAGGAAAAAAUGGUAACACUACAUAAAUUUCUGUAUAUUCGUAUGCAGUAUGGCAUACAUUUAUCUACUAAAUUAGUAUUUAACAGGCUUUGUACAUUACAUUUAUUGAAAGUUAUUUUCUUGAUGUUGUCUUCAUUGUUAACUGAUUCAAUGAUUUUGUUGGACACAUUUGUGUUUGUUACCAUUGUUUGAAUACUCAUUUCAUUUACAAGCAUACAUUGUCUGAAAUAUCUGAUGCACUUUUUAUCCUAUGGUUAUGUUCAUAAGAAACCUCAUUAGUUAUGUCUAUGAUUGUUUAGUUAAAUGAUUGCCUUUUUUUUACAACUGUCACGGUAUGUUGUCACCUAAAAGCUUGAAACUAGUGUUCCCAUUUUUUGCUAACAUACACAUUUACUGUGUUAUGAGAUUAUUAUUAAACAAAUAAAAGAUAAGUAAUACUAUAGCUUCUAAAAUUGAUGUAUACUACAACUUAGGCCUAGCGGUAGAGAGCUAGACUGCUAACCCAUGAGUCUUGAGUUCAGAUCUAGGUUCCAGUAGAACAUCUCUGAGUCCACCCAGUUCUGAUGGGUACCUAACAAAGGCGGCUGGGCAUAGUGCUGACCACACUAUACCAUCAUAUACCGAGGUCUUUGAAGCAGAUGAACUCUACUUCAUCUUCCCCCGUGUGUCUUAAGCACGAAAAGGCAAUAAAGAUGGUAAUUAGUUGCAACUUGAUAAACAAUGUGAUAAAAGAUUAUAGUUUAUAUACAUUUGCUGGAUUGCUGGUUCUUACAUUUUUGGCUCACAGAAUUUAAGCCAGUUUUCUUUUUAAAAGAUUCUGAACAAAAUAUUAAAUAGCAUUUUGUUUUGUUGACCUUAAUGCAGUCAACACCCAAUUGUAAAAACUUACUAGGACAAACAUUCAUGCUGUAAAUUAUUGUACAUAGUACAUACUUGUAUGUAAUUUUUACCACAAAAUAUUUACAUAUGCAAUGGUCCCUGCUAGAAAUUAUUUUUUGUGAUUGUUUGUCAUAUUUUCAACUUUUUGGGAAAAUGAUCUCUAGCUGGGAUGUUAUUGCUACUUUAUCUGGUCAUAUGCUGUGCUUUGAGAGAAGCUUUUUAGCUUUAUUUACACUUGAGAUAUAUAUUUCCUCCUUAAUUCUAAAGCAUCAAUUUAAAAAUAAAAUAUUGUCCUUUUCACAUGAAAUUACUUUAAAAAUAAACUUUUGGUUAAAAUAAU